AUGGCAUCAUCCCCCGCCACUGACACCGACCAACAGACGGCUCGUCUGCCGACACGCGAAUACCUCCUGGCCGACAUGGCUGGCCGCUCGCGCCAGGAGAACCCCGUCUGCACGCCAUGCUUCCUGACGCUUCGCUCUGUCGACCAGCCCCACGUCAGGCUGGGCUCGCCAGCCGAGUGCCGCCUCUGUGCCGUGUCCGCCGGCAAGCCCGAGGCCUACACGAAGCCCUUCUGCGACUUCCUCACCGAGAACCCCACCAUCUUCCAUACCGUCGCCUACUUCAAGACGAAGCUCGCCGAUGCCGGCUUCCACGAGCUCUCCGCCCGCGCCAACUGGGCCGGCAAGCUCGAGCCCGGCGGCAAGUACUGGACCACGCGCAACGGCAGCGCCCUCAUCGCCUUCACCGUCGGCCAGAAGUACGAGCCCGGCAACGGCGUCGCCAUGAUCGCCGGCCACAUUGACGCCCUGACCGCGCGCCUCAAGCCCGUCAGCACCAAGCGCAACGCUGCCGGCUACGUCCAGCUCGGCGUCGCCCCCUACGCCGGCGGCCUCAACGCCACCUGGUGGGAUCGCGACCUCAGCAUCGGCGGCCGCGUCGUCGUCCGCGACCCCGACAGGGGCAAGACGUCCACCCGUCUCGUCAAGCUCGGCUGGCCCAUUGCCCGCAUCCCCACGCUCGCCCCGCACUUUGGUGUCGGCAUGAUGGGCCAGAACAACCCCGAGACCCAGGCCGUGCCCAUCAUCGGCCUCGACAACUCGGACCUCGGAGGCGCCGACACCUCGGAAGCGCCCGCCGGUCCGCCCGGCUCCUUCGCCGCCACCCAGCCCCCGAAGCUCGUCAAGCUCAUCGCCCGCGAGCUCCGCACCUCCGCCUCGGCCAUCCUCAACUGGGACCUCGAGCUCUACGACGCACAGCCCGCCCAGACCGGCGGCCUCGACCGCGAGUUCAUCUUUGCCGGCCGCGUCGACGACAAGCUCUGCAGCUGGGCCGCCUUUACGGCGCUGCUCGCCGCCGACGCCGCGCCCGACGACGGCACCAUCAAGCUCGUCGCCCUCUUCGACGACGAGGAGAUUGGCUCGCUGCUGCGCCAGGGCGCCCGCGGCAACUUCCUGCCCUCGACCGUCGAGCGCGCCGUCGAGGCCCUCGCCGCGAAGAGCCAGGCCCUCGCCGCAAGGGACCACCACGCCUUUGGCCCCGGCCUCGUCGCCCAGACGUACGCCGCCUCGUUCCUCCUCAGCGCCGACGUCACCCACGCCGGCAACCCCAACUUCCUCGCCUACUACCUCGACCAGCACGUGCCGCGCCUCAACGUCGGCCUCGUCAUCUGCGGCGACGCCAACGGCCACAUGACCACCGACGCCGUCUCGACCGCCAUCCUCCAGCGCAUCGGCGACCUCGCCGGCUGCCGCACCCAGACCUUCCAGAUCCGCAACGACACGCGCAGCGGCGGCACCGUCGGGCCCAUGCUCAGCAGCGCCCUCGGCGUGCGCGCCGCCGACGCCGGCCUGCCGCAGCUCAGCAUGCACAGCAUCCGCGCGACGACCGGCAGCCUCGACCCCGGUCUUGGCGUCAAGUUCUUCAAGGGCUUCCUCGACCACUGGGAGAAGGUCGAUGCCGAGUGGCAGUGA
This is a messenger RNA of Verticillium dahliae VdLs.17, 1629 nucleotides long. Its product is annotated as vacuolar aminopeptidase. The coding region runs from base 1 to 1629 and encodes 542 amino acids. Lineage: Eukaryota; Fungi; Ascomycota; Sordariomycetes; Glomerellales; Plectosphaerellaceae. The record is from RefSeq and is a predicted model, not a curated record. The transcript has a single exon. Gene Ontology annotation, molecular function: zinc ion binding; metalloaminopeptidase activity. Gene Ontology annotation, cellular component: fungal-type vacuole. Gene Ontology annotation, biological process: proteolysis.